AUGGGUUUUGCACAGAAAAUCGCUGCAAGCCAGAAGAAUCAAAUGCCAGGCACAUACGGCGGAGCACCUCCUUCGGGAUACACAGGAGGACCUCCUUCAGCGCUGCAGCCUGGACACAGUCAACAAUAUCAGGCAUAUCCAGGCUCCCCUCCCCCUCAGGGCUCGGAUAUGCUCCCUACGGCUCACACCAACAAUACCAGUCUGCAAAUGCUUCCUCCCCAGCUCCUGGAUCCUACUCGAGGCCUCCUCCGCAGCCCACCUCUCCCUACCCCGCACAAUCUCAGGGCUACGGGCGCCCGCCUCCACCUCCACCGCAAGGCCAGCCCGGUCAGCCCUAUGCCUCCUCCGGCUCGCCUUACCCGGGACAGCCCUAUGGACAACCUGGACAACCUGGACAACCUGGACAACCAUACCCUGGACAACAACCAUCCGGGCAACCCCAGUAUCCUGGACAACAACAGUAUCCCGGCCAGCAACCAUACCCUGGACAACAGCCCUCUUAUGUACAGUCGAACCCCAAACCAAGCACCACCAUAUCCCACACAGGGAGCUCCGUACCCCGGAGGCCAAGCGCGCCCUGGAUCCUCGCCUGCACCACCAGGCGGACCUCCCGGCCAGUAUGGUGCUCCCGGCGGUCCUUCGCCCUCAGCCCCACCGGUUACGCAGCAGCAGGCUGCAGCAUACAGACAGCUAUUGAUCAGCUGCAUUCAAGAGAAUAAUCUCCAAAGCUUCUACCCCCCGGAGCGACUGGACCGACUUGUCCAGUCGCUUGCUGCUGAGGCACCGGGCAAGCUUGCUCGGUUGAUCCACGAAUGGGCCGUGCCCAUGGAGGUUGCUACCGAUGUCAUGAAGCUCGCGUUGUACGAUGUUAUCCUUUACGUGGACGAUAGUGGCUCCAUUGAAUUCGAAGAGAAGGGUCUCCGAAAGGAUCAGUUGAGACAGAUCCUGGGCAUUGUCGCUACUGCGGCGUCGACCUUCGACCAGGAUGGUAUCUCCGUCCGCUUCAUGAAUUCCGCAGAGCAAGGCGAUGGAAUCCGUGAUGCGGAGGACGUCAACCGCUUGGUGUCUCGCGUCCGCUUCUCCGGGCUCACUCCUCUGGGCACCAGCUUGAAGAGCAAGGUCGUUGACCCCAUGGUGGUGGGACCGGCCCGCGCCAACCGCCUUGAGAAGCCUGUGCUUGUCAUCACCAUCACUGACGGACAGCCCGCCGGUGAACCUCACGGUGCUGUGGGCGAUGUCAUUCGUCAUGCUGUCGAGGAGACAUCGCGCACCCGUUACGGUCCUGGUGCCGUGUCCUUCCAGUUCUCGCAGGUGGGCACGGAUUCGCGGGCUCGUGAUUUCCUGUCUUCCCUCGAUGAGGACCCUCACAUUGGCCACUUGAUCGACUGCACCUCCAACUUCGAAGUCGAGCAGGAUGAGAUGUCUCGUGCUAAUCCACCAGUCCACUUGACCCGUGAACUUUGGUGUGCCAAGCUGAUGCUCGGUGCUAUUGAUUCCUCCUACGACACCAAGGACGAGCAAGAACACGAACGUCGUGGACCCCCACCUGCACCCGCAGGGCAAUACGGAGGAUACAACCAGCCUCCUCCCCAAAGCCAAGGUCCGCCUGCUUCGUACAACCCACCACCAGGUGCUCCUCCAGGUUACAACCCGCAAUCUGGAUACCCACAGGCGCCCCAGCAGGCACCCCAGCAACCCCCCUACCAGGCGUCCCGCGGUGCCUAUGGACAGCAACAGCCGUACGUAUAUGCACCACAGCAGGGAUCUGGAUAUCCGCCUUAUGGCCAACCGCCACGCUAUUAG
Messenger RNA from Penicillium arizonense, 1803 nucleotides. RefSeq lists its product as uncharacterized. The transcript has 7 exons. The record is from RefSeq and is a predicted model, not a curated record. NCBI's taxonomy places the organism in Eukaryota, Fungi, Ascomycota, Eurotiomycetes, Eurotiales, Aspergillaceae. The coding region runs from base 1 to 1803 and encodes 600 amino acids.